Molecule: messenger RNA, 249 nt
Organism: Amoebophrya sp. A120
Lineage: Eukaryota; Dinophyceae; Syndiniales; Amoebophryaceae
Source: the annotation of a GenBank genome assembly
UCAAGACCCUCUCCUACUACGGGUUGUUUAUCCCCCGGUUCCUGUACCAUUUCAUAUACAAUUACCACAAUGUCGAAAUUCUCAAAACGACCAAAAUCUACGUCCCCCUCGCUCCCCACUUCUCCGGGUGGCUGUGGAUUUUCGGCGUGAUUCCCAUUCCGUUCUAUUCCGUGCAACUUCCAGGUGGGGUGGUGCCAUUCUUAGAUUCGGGACAUCUGACGGAAUUCGUACGGAGAAGCGAAGUACAGG